Molecule: messenger RNA, 1276 nt
Organism: Drosophila subobscura
Lineage: Eukaryota; Metazoa; Arthropoda; Insecta; Diptera; Drosophilidae
Product: histone acetyltransferase Tip60-like
Exons: 4
Coding region: 16-1224 (402 amino acids)
Biological process (GO): regulation of DNA-templated transcription
Molecular function (GO): histone acetyltransferase activity
Source: RefSeq, a predicted model, not a curated record
AUUGAAAUAAGCAGGAUGAGUAAUAAACCAACUUUCUUUUUCUGUAAAUCCGCGGCGCAGUUGGAAGAAGGCUGCACUCUGUCUGUGCGUAUGGAAGCGACAGGAAUGUGGAAGCCGGCAGACAUUUUGAGCAUAAAAACAGAGGGAGGCAAGCGUCAGUACUAUGUGCACUUCUUGCACUUUGACAAGCGUCUGGAUGACUGGGUCGUGGAAGAGGAUCUCAACUUGUCUUCUGUGAGAUUUCCUCGCAAUUGUUCUACGGCAAAGCGAAAGUUGGCCGAUGAGGAUCUCCCCGUCGCCAAUGAGACGAUGACUAGGUCACAGCAAUCCCAACUGCCGCAGAAGUCGGUAGAUGAAAUCAAUGCCAUCAAGAAUGUUCAGUGGAUUGAGCUGGGAAAGCAUCGCAUCAAACCCUGGUACUUCUCACCAUAUCCCCAGGAAAUGUGCGCCCAGCCGUGCAUCUACUUGUGCGAGUGGUGCCUGAAGUACGUGAUGAAUGCCACAUGCCUGGCUCGCCAUUUGGUUAAGUGCAAUCUUCGCCAUCCCCCUGGCGAGGAAAUCUACCGCAAGGAUACCAUAUCCUUCUUCGAGAUCGACGGACGCCGGAGCAGGACCUACGCACAGAAUCUCUGCCUGCUAAGCAAGCUUUUCCUGGACGAAAAGACUCUUUAUCACGACACGGAUCCCUUCCUGUUCUACAUAAUGACUGUGUUCGACUCGCGCGGCUUUCAUAUUGUGGGAUAUUUCUCUAAGGAGAAGAUUAGCGACGAGAACAACUUGGCGUGUGUUUUGACUCUGCCUCCGUACCAGCGGCUGGGCUAUGGCCGCCUGCUCAUCGAGCUCAGCUACGUGUUGUCAAAGUGUGAGAGGAAGACGGGCUCGCCGGAGAAGCCGCUCUCGGACCUGGGACUCUUGUCUUAUCGCUCCUUCUGGUCCCAGGCCAUACUUGACGUACUUAUCAAUCAGAAAUACCACGAUUCGGAAAAUAAGAUUACCAUUUCUAUAAAUGACAUCUCUGAGAAAACUUCCAUCAACAUAGACGAUGUGAUCUUCACGCUGAAGGAAUUGGAACUUAUCAUGUACUAUAAGAGCCGACACAUUGUCUGCGUCAAAAGCGAUGUAGUUAAGAAUCAUCUGAAAAACAAGUCAAAGCCCCAACUUCGCAUUGAUGCCAGUUGCCUGCACUGGGUGCCCAAGGAAUGGAACAGUUCAAAAAAGCACUAGAUAUUAAACAAAACGUAUUAAUAAGCUGAAGUAAAACUCUGCCUACUUCUGA